Molecule: messenger RNA, 1947 nt
Organism: Sardina pilchardus (European sardine)
Lineage: Eukaryota; Metazoa; Chordata; Actinopteri; Clupeiformes; Clupeidae
Gene: mrm1
Product: mitochondrial rRNA methyltransferase 1 homolog (S. cerevisiae)
Exons: 5
Coding region: 465-1694 (409 amino acids)
Biological process (GO): rRNA methylation
Cellular component (GO): mitochondrion
Molecular function (GO): RNA binding; rRNA (guanine) methyltransferase activity
Source: RefSeq, a predicted model, not a curated record
UAAACACAUGCGAGCAGCUGAAAGCUCUAUGGAGACUAGCCAUCAGCUAGCCAUAUAGUAUCUUGUUUUGCAGUGGUAUGUCUUAUAUUGCGAUAGGUGGUAUCAGAAUAUAUUGUUGUGCCACACACGAUGAUGUAAAUGUCAGUCUCUGAAUGCUGUGUGGACCGGAGUAGACGUCAAUAUGAGUGACCGGAUGGUGAUAAGGUAGAUAGCUCACUAAGUAGCCAAGGUUAUAGUUUCCGAGACUUCAUAAUUUCAUCAUUAGCGUAGUUUGAUUUCAUCCGCUAAACACGUUUGCAUGUCCAGUCAGUGGCACUUUGUUAUUUCUCGUGCAAGUUGCACAGUGUGCUUCUCUGGUUUAAUAGAGGAUCAUGUUCAUGUUUCGCAUUAACCAGAAAACGGAUUGAUCUUCCUGAAGUACAAACGUCCUGAACAUUACUAUUAACACGAAAAAUACGCGUAAUAUGAUCUGCAAUAGUCUCAACAUGUAUACGAUGUUCAGGUUGAUGUCUCUACGGUCAGUCAAGCCGUCUGUUUCGUCCCAGACCAUGAGAAAAGGAUCUCAAAUUGCGCCUUAUUGUUCCAGGACUCUGGCAUGGUCAAGUAACAGUGAGUCUGAGCAAAUGUCUAAAUUGAGGCGCAGUGCAAUCAACAGUUCUGGUCUCCGCAACAGGGCUAAAGUCUCAUCAAAGUGGAAAAAUGACACUGCACACUCCAUGGACAGCGGUCAAUCAGUUGUUCCUCACAAGCUUCGUAGUAAAGUGACUUCUGUUCUCCAUGAGAGAGAAAAGGGAGCUAAACAAAAAAUAUCCCCUGAGCUCCAAACUCUCAUGUUGGAGGACCUACCUGCGGGGGAGCGGAGGACAUUCCGGACCCCCAAAGAGGAAGAACCAUCGGUUAAGGGCAAACAGGGUGAGGUAGUGUUUGGAUUGUCCCCGUGCCUACUGGCUCUCACGCAAGGCAGGAGGAAGGCGUCCACGCUCUUUGUGAAAGAGGGCGAUGAUGAGCAGAGGGAUGCGGUGCAGAAAGUGUGUGAGGAGGCCAUCAAGCGAGGCGUUCAGAUCAAGUGGGUCCACAAGAGGGAGCUGGACAAAAUGACCCAGGGACGUGUCCAUCAGGGUGUCUGCCUGCAGGCCAGCCGUCUACAGUACCUCAGGGGCUGGAUCACACCUCAAAAGGAUGAGCAUCGCAAUCAGGUCCCACUCUGGCUGGUUCUUGAUGGUGUUCAAGAUCCGAUGAACCUAGGUGCUAUUAUCCGCUCUGCUUAUUUCCUUGGUGUGGAUAGAAUUGCCAGUAGCAUUCAAAACAGCUGUCCUCUUACACCUGUCGUAAGCAAGGCCAGCUCGGGGGUGAUGGAGGUUAUGGACAUCUACGGCUAUCAUGACUUGGAAGACAUGAUUAAGGUAAAGAAGGAAAAGAAAUGGCAGGUAAUCGGAACCGUGGGCGUUGAGGAGAAGGCAUCUGAGGUUAAGACUGUAAAAUGCUCAGAUUUCCAGAUGCAAAGACCAACACUAUUACUGAUGGGCGGAGAAGGUUCCGGAUUGUCCCCAGAUCUGCGGGCUCUCUGUGAUGUCCUGCUCACCAUCCCAUCCCACCGAGAGCUCCACCCUGGAGUGGAAUCACUCAAUGUAUCCGUGGCAACAGGCAUCCUCCUGCACUCUCUCCUCAACCCUCGCUCCAGAGACCGUCAGUGAUCGGAGUUGGAGUUGGAGUCGGAGCUGGAGUCGGGUGAGCUCCAGGUCUACACCAUUUAGGAGAAUACUGCACUGUGAUUGCCUGAGGUCGGACUGUUUUAGAUGGGUGACCUGCAGGCGGUUUACCUCUUGUGGUGGAGUGUUGUCUGGCAGUGGGGGAAAAAAUUGUGUUAAAUUAUAACAAUGUAUGAAAAGCUCAUAUCUGUUCAAUGAAAGAUUGAUAUCAACUAAUUAAAAUGUUUGUUAUAAAGAA